Molecule: messenger RNA, 1410 nt
Organism: Adineta steineri
Lineage: Eukaryota; Metazoa; Rotifera; Eurotatoria; Adinetida; Adinetidae
Source: the annotation of a GenBank genome assembly
AUGGCAAAUAACACAACACGAUGUUUUAAGUGUAAUAAAGAAAAAAUAACAUAUCCUUGUGAAGGAUGUUCAAAAGAAUUUUGUUUAAUGCAUUUAACAGAACAUCGUCAAAUAUUAAAUGAAGAACUACAUCAUAUUAUUAAUGAUUACGAUCAAUUUAAGCAGAGAAUAGAUGAACAAAAACAAAAUCCACAGAAACAUUCAUUAAUAAAACAAAUUAAUCUAUGGGAAAUAAAAUCAAUUGAAAUAAUUCAACAAAAAGCACAGGAGUACAGAGAAAUUCUCAUGAAAUCAUCACAAAUAUGUAUUAAUGAUAUUGAAAUGAAACUUAAUGAUUUAAAUGAACAAAUAAAACAAUUUCAAAAAGAAAAUGCAUUUAAUGAAAAUAAUUUAAAUUAUUUAAGAAAUCAAUUAAAAAAAAUUACAGAGGAAUUAAAUAAUCCAUCAAAUAUGUCUAUUCAACAAAACUCACGAUCAUUAAUUGAUGAUAUUUUAUUUGUUUCAUUACAAAAAAAACCAACAUUUAACAAAUGGAAACAAAAUGCCAUCACUGUAGCUGGCGGAAAUGGAAAAGGAUGGAAUUUUAAUCAACUCAAUUGUCCAGGAGGAAUCUUUAUUGAUAAAAACAAAAAUAUUUUCAUUGCUAAUGAUUAUAAUCAUCGUAUUAUUGAAUGGAAAUGUAAUGCAAAGGUAGGACAAAUCAUUGCAGGUGGCAAUGGUGGAGCAAAUCGAAUGGAUCAAUUGUUUCAUCCAACUAAUGUGGUUGUUGAUCAACAAGAUCAUUCGAUCAUCAUUGCUGACUGUAAUAAAAGACGAGUGAUCCAAUGGUUGAAUCAAUAUCAACAAAUUCUCAUUGACAAUAUUGACUGUUUGGGCUUGGCAACAGAUAAACAUGGAUCUCUUUAUGUUUCUGAUUAUAAGAAAAAUGAAGUGUGGCAUUGGAAAAUGAGAGAAAGCAAUGAAGGAACUGUAGUGGCAGGUGGAAAUGGAAGUGGAAAUCAACUUAAUCAACUCAAUCGCCCUACUUUCAUCUUUGUUGAUGAAGAUCAAUCUAUUUAUAUAUCAGAUGAAAACAAUCAUCGCGUGAUGAAAUGGACAAAAGAUGCAAAAGAAGGAACAGUUGUGGCUGGAGGAAAUGGUAAAGGAAGAAACCUCAAUCAGUUAUGGUCACCUGAAGGAGUAGUUGUUGAUGAUUUGGGUCAAAUCUAUGUGGCAGAUUUAGGGAAUGAUCGAGUAAUGCGUUGGUGUGAAGGAAAAGAAGAAGGUGAAAUUGUUGUUGGUGGGAAUGGUAAAGGAAAUCAAUCAAAUCAAUUGAAUCAUCCUCAUGGUUUAUCUUUUGAUGAUGAAGGAAAUCUUUAUGUCGCUGAUUCGGAAAAUCAUCGAAUUCAAAAGUUUGAAUUAAUAUUGUGA